UGCGGUCCAACAGACAGACGCAGGACUGUAUCGCUGUUUUGUCCAAGAUGAAUCAACUAAAGGAGACCCGCAUGCCUACAUGAUACAUGUAGCCAUGAAUGGAGAACACCAAAAAUCCAACACCAACUCUAUUGUUAGAGGGAACAUAACAACAACAUUCAUUCUUUUCAUUGUCGGCAUUUUGGUCGCACUAUCAUGACUUCACUAUCGCCGGGUUCACACUUGACUUCUUUUUUUAAGCUGCUAGCCUCUGUUUUACAUUAUAAUCCUAUGGCUGUGUUCAUACAAGUUGUAUGAAAAUAUAUAUAUAUGUGUGUGUGUGUGUGUGUGUGUGUGUGUGUGUGUGCGUGCGUGCGUGCGUGCGUGCGUGCGCGCGCGUGCGUGCGUGUGUGUGUGUGUGUGUUGUCAUAGCAGCGUGGUACUUCCUUCAUAGGACAUACCGGCAGAAAAGGAAGUACCACGUUGCUAUGGUAACACAAUAUUGCUCUCUCUCACACCUGUCAAAUUAAUUUAAAUGAAUUCUACAUGAUAUUAAGAGGUGAAAAGUUGGUUAAUUUCAACCCUAAACAAUGAUAAAAGAGUUUAACAAAUUUACCAUUUCUUGCCUUUGUAACGUCUAUCAGCCGCAGUGCCCUCGUGCUCCACAAGAGGGCACUCUUCUUAUCACCCGGACUGCCAUCUCACACUACAUUUCCCAUAACCCUUUGCCCGGACUGUCAGCCAUCAUUGCAUUCACCUGUGUCUUGUUAUCUUGUGUGUAUAUAUAGUGCCUGUGUUUCUUGUGUCAGUUGUCCGUAUUGUUUAUAUUGUAAUGUGUUCGUUGUGCCUUGUUCUCUGCCUUUGGUUUCCGUGGAUAUUACUUUUAUAUUAAAUACUGUUGCAUUUGUAUCCUACUUGACCAUCUCAUCAUUACAGCCGUACUGUUUUAAACAUUUAAAAAUCACUAAACAUUUGUAAUCCUAUUUACUACAUACAGGUGUUGGACAAUGAAACUGAAACACCUUGUUUUAGAUCACAAUAAUUUAUUAGUAUGGUGUAGGGCCUCCUUUUGUGGCCAAUACAGCAUCAAUUUGUCUAAUGAAUGACAUAUACAAGUCAUACACAGUGGCCAGAGGGAUUUUGAGCCAUUUCUCUUGCAGAACAGUGGCUAGGUCACUAUGGGAUGUGAUGCUAAUGGUGGAAGACUCGCUCCUCCAAAACACCCAAGUGGCUCAAUAACAUUCAGAUCUGGUGACUGUGCAGGCCAUGGGAGUCCCCCAUGUGCAGGGAAGUUGAAGUCCAACUUCACUUUCAUGUUCAUCAAACCAUUGUCAUCCUGAUACACUGCACCACCUUCAGGGCACAAUGUGUAAACCAUUGGGUACACAUGGUCCUCCAGAAUGUUCAUGUAUUGAGACUAGGGAAUGCCAUGAUAUUGCAGCCCACUGCUGGCACCAUUGAAACAACAUUUGGCAUUGGCACACGUGACCAAAGGUUUGGUUAUAGGAGCCCGGCCAUUUAUUUUGACCCUGUGGAGCUCUAGACGAACAGUUUUGGUGGAAACAGGAGAGUUGAGAUGCACAUUUAAUUUUGCAGUAAGUUGGGCAGCUGUGGUUUUAUGUUUUUUGGAUACAAUCCGGGUUAGUACCCGUACAUCCCUUUUAGACAGCUUCCUCUUGCGUCGACAGCUCUAUAUUUUUCAAAAUCUUAAUUUGGGAUGAACCUGUGUGUCAUUUAUCUACUCUGAUUUGUUCUUAACAGCUGUUGCACAAAAGCAGGAGAUGGGUGGGCCAGAAAUAUCUUUUUUUAGUAAUGUUUUGAAAAUCUUAGUUUUUGAUAUUAAUCUUUGGGUAAACAAGUGUGUCAUUUAUCACUUGGAUUUGUUCUCAACAGGUUUGCACAACAUCAGAUGGUGGCUGGACAAGAGAUACGGACAAAUCCCCCUGCCCACCUAUACCGGCUCCUGCACCUGCGCAUUCACCUGCUCCCCACCCUAAACCUGAGCCCUCUAGCCUGGACAAGAAGCUCUGCCACAAACGUCCGAGACGUUCAGCUGACAGCUAAAGAGCUGGGAUGCAGCCAGCAGACACCAAAUGGCUGAAACGGAGCAGCAGCAAGGUUGUCUUGCUUGUCCAGCUAUCUGUGGUUCGAGCAAGGCUCUGUGCUUUAGCCAGUUUAGUCUGAGGUGCUGUUGCAUGUGUUUUAAUAGAGGUUCCUUGGCACUGGAAACGUGUGAAACAGCAGUCUGUAAUGCAGGUCAAUCGCUUUCAUAAGGUAAACUUUAACUUGAGUGCAUAGUUAAAGGGAUACUUCUCCCAAAAAUGAAAAUUCUGUCUUCAUUUACUCACCCUGUAAAUCUGUAUAAAUGUCUUUGUUCUGAUGAACACAGAGAAAGAUAUUUGGAAGAAUGCUUAUAACCAAACAGAUCUCGACCCCCAUUGAAUACCAUAGUAGGAAAAAAUAAAAUGCUAGUCAAAGGUGCCCCAGAACUGUUUGCUGUCCUACAUUCUUUUGUGUUGAACAGAACAAAAAAAUGAUAAAGUAAUUCUUCCUACUAUGGGAGUCAAUGGGGGGCAAGAUCUAUUUGGUUGUAAGCAUUCUUCCAAAUAUCUUUCUCUGUGUUCAUCACGACAAAGAGAUUUAUACAGAUUUGGAGCAACUCGAAGGUGAGUAAAUGAUGACAGAAUUUUCCUUUUUGAGUGAACUAUCCCUGUAAUGGAUAUUUAGGCCCAAUCCCUGUUAUAUUUUAUACACCUUCGUCUACCCCUAGAGAAUUCUGAAUUCUGUAGUUUCCACCAAACUGAGUGAUUGUUUUUAAAGAAAAAUAGUAUCCUUAAAAACUUUUAAUCAGAAUUUAGGCCAAACUACAGCACAGAGUCAGCACUUCUCAAAGUGACAAACAACCGUCUUCAAACAUCUGACGGUGACUGAAUGUCUGGAUCUUUGUGCAGCUUUUUACAUUAUAUAUGAAUAUGAUGGAUAUAUUUGAAAACUAUGUUGUCUUUAGUGGGCAGGCGUUACCAACUGCAUGUAAUGCCCCACAUGACCUGCUAAGCAGCCAACUAACUGUCCUCACAUACAACUGAAAUGUUUGCAUAACGUGAGAGGCCUCUACGCUAAUAAGUUUGUCUCAUGUCUUGUUUUCUUGUGUCAUUCUCGGGACAUCUGAGUCAGACAGAGCCAGGUCCGGUUGGACUGACUGCUCAACCUCAUGAUGACCACAGAUGAUGAAGGUAAUGGGAGUAAUGAGUCAGGUGGUGAAGGGAUGCCAGAAGUGCUGCUGACAAAAGAGAAAGCGAGUAGUAGUGGAUGUUUCUGGUUGAUGAUGAGAAGAUCUUCAUCAAGACCUCAACAACUUAGAGAGCAGCUUCUUCAGGCCAUCGAUGAGCAAAAUAAUAUUCAUAAUGAGGCAGCGGUAUUGGAUGUAAUAUACUGCCUGGAAAGAUACCCGAUGACUAAAGAGGCUCUGAUGGAAACCAGGCUCGGAAAGUUGAUCAAUGAUGUGAGAAAAAAGUGCACGGACGAAGAUGUUGUUGAACGUCUAAAAAGACUUGUACGAAGUUGGCAGAGGCUGAUCGGAGUAAAUGGAGUCAUGGAAAAAGAGCUCUCAUGCCCUGCAGACACAGCGCAUUCGAUACGAGGCAAAUUAGUUUCUAGAUCAACUCAAACCUUUGGGAAUUUUGUUUACAGUAAUGCGAACCAAAGGGCUGAAAGGUGUUAUGGCUCUGCUUCUGGUAAAUCCACGAAUCAUUUCAGACGAAGCAAAAUCCCCAUCCGUGCAAUCAACCCAUAUUCUUCAUCCCUCAUAUCUACUAAACAGCCUUAUGCUUCCAUGAAUGUGAGAACAUCUCUGUCAAACCAGCCUCCCCAAGACCACCAAAAUGUCGGAUACCUGCAGAAGUCCAAAAGUGCCCUUGCCAGUCAAAAGAACCUGGUGACCGGGGAACCGGCACUGUCCACCAGCGCUGUUUCUCAUGUGCCUUCACAUUCUUCUGUUCAGGACUCGCACACGGAGGCAGAACAGCUGUCAGACUUCAUGAACAACCACAUACUCAAAAACCUGUUCUCACCCACUGAGGUUUCUAAUGGAGUUAAAGAGCCAACUGUGAGAACCUUUGAGAAUGAAACGAUAAAGAAUCAGCACUGCACCUCAAACGACAAACACAACGGACAUCACAUAGAGGGCAAUAACAAACCCGCACAACUGAAUGGAAGCAAUAUAGCAUAUGACCAUCAUACUAAACAAGUCAAAUUGAUUUCAUACAAAACAUCCAACCCACUUGAAGACUGCCAGAGAACAGCAGAAAGUGCAGCUCGGGCAUCUGAGGACGUCCUUGUCCAGGAGACAAAUUCAAGUGAGCUGUCCCAAAGAAAAAUGAUUAAGCCUGACACGAUCUUCCAGAAUAGCUUGACCACAGAAAGUCAAACUUUAGGGAUGAAUUUAAAUGUGGCUGAGAAUUUGAAGCAAGGGGAUCAUGCUAUCAAAGAGUGUAGACAAGCAAAUGUGUUUGUACCAGAUUUCUGCAUGACAGAGCUCCCAAGGAUCCACCGAGACCUCACUGAGAAUGAUCUUUACAGAUUACAUCAUGAUCAAUGGCAUGGAGUGAACGGAUGUUAUGAUAACAGGAAGAACUGGUAUGACUGGACACAGUCUUUUACACUGGAUUCACACGGGAGUCCACUGAAGAUCUCGCCUUAUGUUUGCAUAGAUUACAGACUGUAGGGUUUGAAAGACAAAAAAUGUUUACAAACAUUUCUACAGAUGUAGUUUUCUCUUGUUUGUCAUGUGUGCUUUUUCAAAUGAUUGUAGUAAUUAUAAGUGAACACCUCAGUCUUGGCUCUGACAAACCUGCUAUAUGUGCAUGAUACGUGUUGGUUUCUGUAACAAAUUGUCUUUCUGUAUAAAAAGAUUUUUAGGAAAUGAUUGAUAUUUUUUUCAAUUGGUUAAAUAAAGUCUUCAUGUUCUUAU
This is a messenger RNA of Triplophysa rosa, 4948 nucleotides long. RefSeq names its product mediator of RNA polymerase II transcription subunit 26-like. Gene Ontology annotation, molecular function: transcription coregulator activity. The record is from RefSeq and is a predicted model, not a curated record. Gene Ontology annotation, biological process: regulation of transcription by RNA polymerase II; positive regulation of gene expression. Gene Ontology annotation, cellular component: core mediator complex; mediator complex; nucleus. The coding region runs from base 3191 to 4702 and encodes 503 amino acids. The transcript has 8 exons. Lineage: Eukaryota; Metazoa; Chordata; Actinopteri; Cypriniformes; Nemacheilidae.